Messenger RNA from Volvox carteri f. nagariensis, 1260 nucleotides. RefSeq lists its product as uncharacterized. Lineage: Eukaryota; Viridiplantae; Chlorophyta; Chlorophyceae; Chlamydomonadales; Volvocaceae. The record is from RefSeq and is a predicted model, not a curated record. The coding region runs from base 1 to 1260 and encodes 419 amino acids. The transcript has 5 exons. Gene Ontology annotation, molecular function: protein binding.
AUGUCGCUCCGUAUCCACGGAUUCCACUGCGAAAUCGUAGCACAAGUUAUCCCUAAGCUAGCCGACGGCAUCGACCUAAUUCUCGGCAGCCGUUGGAUGCGAGAGCACAGUGCAUUACUAGACUUUGGACAGGGCACCUGCAUGGUGACACGCCACGGCCGCUCAUAUCGGCUGCAGAGCCUAAACAGGCCGCAGUCCGAAGGUGUUGCAGUCAUGAACUACGUGACGGCCGUCUUACACGCGGCCACUUCACCUAGCACGAACCUGGUGUCUCUAAAGCAGAUUAAAAAACUGCAGAAACAAGGAGUGUCUUGUUAUGCUGCCUUCAUAACCAGUGACGAUAUCGCCCAGCUAAACGCUAUGGACGCCACAACGGCGACCACGUCCGACCCUACCCUGGUGUCGCCAGAUAAACUGGAAAAACUGCUGGAAGAAUAUAAGGAGGGUUUUGAGCCCUUAACGGGCCUCGGGCCGGAUCUCGGCACUGGCCACACAAUCGAGCUAGAACCUGGCAAAAAGCCACCAUACUCCCCGGGCCACCUGACCCAGGAGGGCCAGACUGCGCUCCACCUUGCCGCUGCCAAGGGGUUCGACGUGGUGGUCAGGGAGCUGCUGGCGCGACGUGCCAAAACAACACUGCAGGACAAGGCUGGUCGCACCCCUCUUCAUCUCGCAGCAGCUGCCGGCCAGGUGGCGACCACCCUGGAACUGCUGGGCCGAUGUAACCGGGAUCCCCCGGAGACCAGGUCCUUGCUGCUGAGUCUGCGGGACUGCGAGGGCCACUGCCCCCUGCUGGCGGCGGUGUGUGCCGGCAAGGAGGGGACCUGCGGGGUAUUGCUGCGGGGGAUGGAGACCAACAGACUGCGGCUGUGCGUGGAUGCGUCCGGCCGUGGCCCCUUGACAUUGGCGGUUCUACGGCGGCACGUGCACCUGCUGCCGCUGCUGGCGGCUGCAGCCGGUGGGCCCGACACGGAACGAGAUCCCGCCACAGGGGGGACACCCCUGCACACCGCUGCCCGCCUGGGCCUGGUGGCCGCCGUGGAGCCAGCAGCGGCGGGGGCGGCGGCUGCGGUGACUGCCCCUGGCGGCCCGGACGCGUCCUCUCCAGGGUUGUCGUACACCACCGUGAGGGCAGGGACGGUGGCGGCGGGUAGAGGGGGGGGUCCCAGGGGGGGCCGCCUGCAGCAGCUGCUACCCGAUGGGGAGCCCCGGCCGGUGGCCUACCCUCGUAUGCCUGAGGGCGCCGGUGUAUACUUUUAA